Molecule: messenger RNA, 1274 nt
Organism: Chaetomium fimeti
Lineage: Eukaryota; Fungi; Ascomycota; Sordariomycetes; Sordariales; Chaetomiaceae
Product: BAR domain-containing protein
Exons: 6
Coding region: 253-1038 (261 amino acids)
Biological process (GO): endocytosis; plasma membrane tubulation; actin filament organization
Cellular component (GO): actin cortical patch; mating projection tip; Rvs161p-Rvs167p complex
Molecular function (GO): protein binding; lipid binding
Source: RefSeq, a predicted model, not a curated record
CUGCAAGCGGCGGGACGCACCGCCACAGUCAACUUCGUCACUCGGGCACUCUGUUCCUCCCAGGCACCGCAAGGAUCCACGCUUUUGUCCAGCACGCCGACGCGCAUUUCUCCCGAGACUCUCAGUAACAAACGAUAUCCAGCUUGCCACCCGUCGUACUACGUUUUUGCUGUCUUGUACUGCGAUUAGCAGUUCAGCGACUUCGAUACCCCAAAUCCGCCGUUGCAAGGAAGAACACAGCAAUCCGCGAAGAUGUCUUGGGCGGGUUUCAAGAAGAAUGUUAACCGCGCGACGACGCAGGUGAUGAUGAAAACCGGUCAUGUCGAGAAGACAAACGACCGGGAUUAUGAAGUCGAGGAGAGGAGAUUCAGGACAAUGGAGGCGGCCUCGUUGCGGUUACAAAAGGAGGCCAAGGGAUACCUGGAUUCAUUACGAGCAAUGACGGCUUCACAAAUGCGAAUUGCCGAAACGAUCGACGCAUUUUACGGCGACUCGGGCGCCAAGGACGGCGUCAGCAGAAGUUACAAGCAAGCUGUUGAGGACCUCGACGCCGAGACGAUCAAGGCGCUAGAUGGGCCAUACCGCACAACAGUACUAGAACCCAUCUCGCGGUUUUGCGCAUACUUCCCCGACGUAAACGAAUGCAUCAAAAAACGCGGCCACAAGCUCCUCGACUACGACGCGCUCCGCGCCAAGGUCAAGAAGCUCGUCGAGAAGCCCGACAAGGACGUGACCAAGCUGCCGCGAGCCGAGAAGGAGAUGGACAUGGCCAAGGCGGCGUACGAGCAGCUCAACGAGCAGCUGUGCUCGGAACUGCCGCAGCUGAUCGACCUGCGCGUGCCGUACCUCGACCCGUCGUUCGAGGCGCUCGUCAAGAUCCAGCUGCGCUUCUGCGCCGAGGCGUACAGCCGCAUGGCCCAGGUCCAACAGUAUCUCGACGCCGACACCCGCGAGCAGUACGCCCAAGGGCAGCUGGAUACGCGGGUGGAGCAGGUGUUGCAGGAGAUCAGGGAGCUGAGCAUCAGCGGGACCGUUUGAUCCCGUCUUCUGGGGUAGGGAAGUAGGAUAUAUGAGCAUGGUGCCGGUUGCUGCCUCCCGAGUUGGGGAGCAGGAAGAUCACACCUCUUUUGCGGCGUUUGGUUCUGGCAUUGGUUAGUUAUACAGGGUAUACCGGUGAGCACGGGCGUGUAACUGAAAAGAUACCCGUCAUUCUAGGCGCGGUGCUGUUCUAUAGGUCUUGACCAGAUACAUUGAUUUGAGAAGCGUCUUCAACA